AUGUGUUUCAUGCUAGAGGGAGCACCUGAAGUGUCUCAAGCAGGGUCAAGGGUCAUUCCUGCAUUUCAGAAAGAUCACUGGGGCAGCCAUGUGGAGGAUGGGUUGAAGACAGUCUGCCAAGAGAGACUGGGAUUUCUGAAAGGAAAUAUGAUCUUUCUGGCAGGGAUUUCUCACAUCACAAUCCUGACAGUUCUGUUCAUUACAGGGAUUAUUGGAAAUGGGUUUCUAGUGGUCGUGAAUGUCAGUAAACUUAUUCAAAACAAGAGGCUGAUCUCCAUUGAGCUCCUUCUCACCUGCCUUGGGAUGUCACGUCUUGGCUUGCAGAUUUUGUUGACAUUCCAAGGUGUCAUGAGCGUCUUCUUUGCCAAUGUGUAUCGGAAGAACAUUUAUGGAUCUCUGUUCCUCUUCAUCUGGAUGUUUCUAAACUCCUCCAGCUUCUGGUUUGCCACCUGCCUUGGCAUUUUCUACUGCCUUAAGAUUUCUGACUUCACACAUCCCUGUUUUCUGUGGCUGAAAUUCAGGGUCUCCAGACUAAUGCCCUCAAUGCUCCUGGGAAGCCUGCUGAUCUCAGUGAUCACUGCCAUUUUAUGUGCCUAUAUGUGGGAUUCCUCCUCAGAUUCCUACACUAACCGAUCCAAGAAUAGUUCCCUGACUAGCCCUGAUUCUGAAAGAGUCAUUGCCAGUGACAUGAUCCUAGUCAACCUCAUAUUAAUAUUUCCUCUUGGCCUGUUUGUCAUGUGUACGGUGACAUUAUUUGCCUCUCUUUACAGCCACACUCGCCGGAUGCAAACAAGUUCCUCUGGCUUGGGGAAUCCCAGUGGAGAAGCCCAUGUCAAUGCCUUGAGGACUGUGGUUACCUUCUUUUGCUUUUUCAUUUCCUACUUUGCGGCUCUAAUGGUGAACCUGACAUUCACGGUGCCCUUUAGAAGCCCCUUAUUCUUCCUCCUAAAAGAUGUGAUGGCAGCUUACCCCUCUGGCCACUCUGUUAUCAUUAUCCUAAGCAAUUCCAAAUACCAGCAGUCAUUCAGGAGGAUCCUGGGCCUUCCAAAGAAGCCAUAA
Messenger RNA from Trichosurus vulpecula (common brushtail), 1059 nucleotides. RefSeq names its product taste receptor type 2 member 7-like. The transcript is spliced from 2 exons. Bases 1 to 1059 code for a protein of 352 amino acids. The record is from RefSeq and is a predicted model, not a curated record. NCBI's taxonomy places the organism in Eukaryota, Metazoa, Chordata, Mammalia, Diprotodontia, Phalangeridae. Gene Ontology annotation, biological process: G protein-coupled receptor signaling pathway; detection of chemical stimulus involved in sensory perception of bitter taste; sensory perception of taste. Gene Ontology annotation, molecular function: G protein-coupled receptor activity; bitter taste receptor activity. Gene Ontology annotation, cellular component: membrane.